Messenger RNA from Strongylus vulgaris, 621 nucleotides. Lineage: Eukaryota; Metazoa; Nematoda; Chromadorea; Rhabditida; Strongylidae. The record is from the annotation of a GenBank genome assembly.
AUGUCUGUUGUAGCCUUUCAUAUCCUUCUAUUCUCCUCAAUCCUUUGGAUUACAUUUGCCUUCAACAAUAUUCCUAUAGAAAUUGAGAAAUGCAAAAAAGGGCAAUGGUUUGUCAGAAAUUUUAUUGUGUUUACAUGUCUGAACACUGAUGCUAGACGAGAGCUCAAGCCUUUUGCUUGCGACCCAAAUAAUGGAAAGUUUGGGAAAAGUCGAAAGCGUCCAGUAUUUCUGAGAGAAAUCCACAAAGCUAGUGGAUUUAUUUAUGAGUGUGCUAUCGACAAACACACUGGCGCUGUGGUAUGGAAAGCUAUUGCCUGCUACAUAAAUGAUGAGAAGUUUGGCCCCGGAACAUUUGUCAAAGGACGAUACGAUUCUGUUUAUUUAUGCUACAAGGAUACUGAUGGCAUAUUGAGAAUUCGAAUGAGAAAACGUAUGAACAGCUCGCUUUAUUAUAAACCUACAGAUUACAAUGAAAUACAUAAUACCACAAAAGCUCCAAUCUAUGAACAUCCAAAAAUCGAUCCAUUCGACUUGCUUCGCUCCAUUAAAGGUUAUGUAAAUCCUGAAGACGUCACAUUGGCUCCAGAACCGGUAUUGCAACCAAGCGAUAUACUUGUUUAG